Haplochromis burtoni (Burton's mouthbrooder) is the source of this 1648-nucleotide messenger RNA. It is a transcript of the gene asl, whose product is annotated as argininosuccinate lyase. The record is from RefSeq and is a predicted model, not a curated record. Lineage: Eukaryota; Metazoa; Chordata; Actinopteri; Cichliformes; Cichlidae. Gene Ontology annotation, molecular function: argininosuccinate lyase activity. Gene Ontology annotation, cellular component: cytosol.
CGUCAGUUAAACAUGGCCAGUACAGAGGGAAGUAAACUCUGGGGAGGUCGAUUUGUUGGAGACACCGAUCCUAUUAUGGAGAAGUUCAAUGCCUCAAUCGCUUAUGACCAGAGGAUGUGGGAUGCAGACAUCCGUGGGAGCAAGGCUUAUGUUAAAGCUCUGGAGAGGGCAAAGCUUGUCAGCACGGACGAAAUGGAGCAGAUCUCACACGGGAUGGCUCAGAUUUCUGAUGAGUGGUCUAGAGGUGUUUUUGUCAUCAAACCCGGAGAUGAAGAUAUUCAUACUGCCAAUGAGCGCAGACUAAAGGAGCUGAUUGGUGCACCUGCAGGGAAGCUGCACACAGGCAGGAGCAGGAAUGACCAGGUGGUGACUGACAUGAGGUUGUGGCUGCGAAGCGCAAUCUCAACCCUUACGGACAACGCGCUUCAGUUGAUAACUACCAUGGUGGAGCGGGCGGCAGCAGAAAUUGAAGUCCUUUUUCCUGGUUACACCCACAUGCAGAGGGCACAGCCAAUCAGAUGGAGCCACUGGAUUCUGAGCCACGCUGUUGCCCUCAGCAGAGAUGUGGAGCGGCUUCAGGAGCUCAAGAAAAGAGUUAACGUUUUACCUCUCGGCAGUGGCGCCAUCGCUGGGACUCCAUUCGACAUCGACAGAGAGCUCCUGCAGAGAGAGCUGGGGUUUGAUAGCAUCAGUCUAAACAGCAUGGAUGCCACAGGCCAAAGAGACUUUGUUGCUGAGUUCUUGUUCUGGGCUUCGUUGUGUUUGACCCAUCUCAGUAAGAUGGCCGAGGACCUGAUACUGUACAGCACAAAAGAGUUCUCCUUCAUCACGCUCUCUGAUGCCUACAGCACCGGCAGCAGUCUGAUGCCCCAGAAGAAAAAUGCUGACAGUUUGGAGCUGAUCAGGAGUAAAGCAGGUCGUGCCUUUGGCAGGUGUGCGGGCUUCAUGAUGACGCUGAAGAGCCUACCGAGCACGUACAACAAGGACCUACAGGAGGAUAAGGAGGCCAUGUUUGACUGCUAUGAUAAUGUUCAGGCUGUGCUGCAGGUGACCACCGGAGUCAUGUCAACUCUGAAGAUCAAUCAGACUGUGAUGGAAGCUGCUCUCAGUCCUGACAUGCUGGCUACUGAUCUGGCCUACUACCUUGUGAGGAAGGGGGUACCAUUCAGAGAGGCCCAUGGUCUCUCUGGCAAAGCUGUGUUUACAGCUGAAUCCAAAAACAUUGUCCUGAAUCAGCUCACUGUGGAAGAUCUCACUGCUAUAAGCCCUCUGUUUGGAAGUGACGUGUCCUCAGUGUGGGACUACAGGAGCAGUGUGGAGCAGUACAGCACCCCUGGAGGCACAGCUAAGAGUAGCGUCGCUGCACAGGUGGAGCAUCUGAGGAAUUGGCUGAAGAAACACGCACAGUGACCUCUCGGUGUCACUCGGUGUAACCUUUAGAAUCAGAUUUGCAGAGCGAGGUUGAAGUGAAAUCUUUAUAUUUUGAGAACCACAUUGCCUCCCAAACAUUUCAUUCUUCUCUCUUUAAUAUGGAGUGCCAUUUCCAUCCUGUGCAAACAUGUGAUGUUUGUCAUUGAUUGUGUACAAACUGGAAACUGACCAGUUUUAAAUACCUGAAAAGAAAAUAAAUAGUGCCAUGGCAGGUUGA